GAUUGGAACCUGCGCAUGGAUCUGCCGUUGCCACGGGCUGCGUAGCUCGCGAGGUUUCAGCAUAGGAAAGAAAAACCAGGAAUGUAAAGAAGAAAUCAAGAUGGAUCGAAGUAUGGGUGUGGAUUCGGUCACCAUCUCUGUUGAGGGGAUGACAUGUAGUUCCUGUGUUUGGACCAUUGAGCAGCGGAUUGGAAAACUGAAUGGUGUACAUCAUAUUAAAGUUUCACUGGAGGAAAAAAAUGCAACUAUUAUUUAUGACCCUAGACUACACACUCCAAAGACCCUACUGGAAGCUAUUGAUGACAUGGGCUUUGAUGCUAUUCUCCACAAUCCUAAUCCUCUCCCUGUUUUAACUGAGACUGUGUUUCUGACUGUUGCUGCUUCACUGGCUGUGCCAUGGGACCAUAUCCAAAACACAUUGCUCAAGACCAAGGGUGUGACAGACAUUAAAAUUUCCCCUCAGCAAAGAACUGUAGUGGUGACGGUAAUCCCUUCUAUAGUGAAUGCCAAUCAGAUAAUAGAGCUGCUUCCAGAUCUAAGUUUAGAUACUGGAACUCUGGAGAAAAAGUCAGGAAAUUGUGAAGAUUACAGUGUGGCUCAAGCAGGUGAAGUCAUGCUGAAGAUGAAAGUAGAAGGGAUGACUUGCCAUUCAUGCACCAGCACCAUUGAAGGGAAAAUUGGGAAGCUGCAAGGUGUUCAGCGAAUUAAAGUUUCCCUGGACAACCAAGAAGCCACUAUUGUUUAUCAGCCUCAUCUUAUCACAGUAGAGGAAAUAAAAAAGCAGAUUGAAGCUGUGGGCUUUCCAGCAUUCAUCAAAAAACAGCCCAAGUACCUCAAAUUGGGGGCUAUUGAUAUAGAACGCCUAAAGAACACACCAGUCAAAUCCUCAGAAGGAUCACAGCAAAGGAGUCCAUCAUAUACCAGUGAUUCAACAGUCACUUUCCUUAUAGAUGGCAUGCAUUGUAAAUCAUGUGUAUUAAAUAUUGAAAGUACUUUAUCUACACUCCAAUAUGUAAGCAGCGUCACAGUUUCUUUAGAGAAGAGAUCUGCCAUCGUAAAGUACAAUGCAAGCUCAGUCACUCCAGAAACCCUCAGAAAAGCAAUAGAAGCCGUGUUACCAGGGCAAUAUAGAGUUAGUAUUACAAGUGAAGUUGAGAGUACCUCAAACUCUCCCUCUAGCUCAUCUCUUCAAAAGAUCCCUUUGAACAUAGCUAGCCAUCCUCUGACUCAACAAACUGUGAUAAACAUUGAUGGCAUGACUUGUAAUUCUUGUGUUCAGUCUAUUGAGAGUGUCAUAUUAAAAAAGGCAGGUGUAAAAUCCAUACAAGUAUCUCUUGCAAAUGGCAAUGGGACUGUUGAGUAUGAUCCUCUAUUAACCACUCCAGAAACUUUGAGAGAAGCAAUAGAAGACAUGGGAUUUGAUGCUGCCUUGUCAGAUACAAAUGAGCCAUUUGUAAUAAUAGCUCAGACCUCAUCGGAAAUGCCGCUUUUGACCUCAACAAAUGAAUUUUAUACUAAAAUGAUGACACCAAUUAAUGAUGCGGAAGCAAAGACUACAUCUAAGUGUUACAUACAGGUCACUGGUAUGACUUGUGCUUCCUGUGUAGCAAACAUUGAACGGAAUUUAAGACGAGAAGAAGGAAUAUAUUCUGUACUUGUGGCUCUGAUGGCUGGCAAGGCAGAAGUAAGGUAUAAUCCUGCUGUUAUACAACCCCCAAUGAUAGCUGAGUUCAUCCGAGAGCUUGGAUUUGGAGCCACUAUGAUAGAAAAUGCUGAUGAAGGAGAUGGUGUUUUAGAACUUGUUGUAAGAGGAAUGACAUGUGCCUCCUGUGUACAUAAAAUAGAGUCUAUCCUCACAAAACACAGAGGGAUCUUCUAUUGCUCUGUGGCCCUGGCAACCAACAAAGCACAUAUUAAAUAUGACCCGGAAAUUAUUGGUCCCAGGGAUAUUAUCCAUACAGUUGAAAGCUUAGGUUUUGAAGCUUCUUUGGUCAAGAAGGAUCGAUCAGCAAGCCACCUGGACCAUAAACGAGAAAUAAGACAGUGGAGACGCUCCUUCCUUGUGAGCCUCUUUUUCUGUAUUCCCGUAAUGGGGCUGAUGAUAUAUAUGAUGGCUAUGGAUCACCAUCUUGCAACUCUUCACCAUAAUAAGAACAUGAGUCAAGAAGAAAUGAUCAAAAUUCAUUCUUCUAUGUUCCUGGAGCGCCAGAUCCUGCCAGGACUGUCCAUUAUGAAUUUGCUAUCCUUUCUAUUGUGUGUACCUGUACAGUUUUUUGGAGGCUGGUACUUCUACAUUCAGGCCUACAAAGCACUGAGGCAUAAAACUGCAAAUAUGGAUGUACUGAUUGUGCUGGCGACCACCAUCGCAUUUGCCUACUCUCUGGUUAUUCUUCUGGUUGCAAUGUAUGAAAGAGCCAAAGUAAACCCUAUAACUUUCUUUGAUACGCCUCCUAUGCUAUUUGUAUUUAUUGCCCUGGGCCGGUGGCUGGAACAUAUAGCAAAGGGCAAAACAUCAGAGGCUCUUGCCAAGCUAAUUUCACUACAAGCUACAGAAGCAACUAUUGUAACUCUUGACUCUGAUAAUAUUCUCUUAAGUGAAGAACAAGUGGAUGUGGAACUUGUACAACGCGGAGACAUCAUUAAAGUUGUUCCAGGAGGCAAAUUUCCAGUGGAUGGUCGUGUUAUUGAAGGCCAUUCUAUGGUAGAUGAGUCCCUUAUCACAGGGGAGGCAAUGCCUGUGGCUAAGAAAUCUGGCAGCACAGUAAUCGCUGGUUCCAUUAACCAGAAUGGGUCGCUGCUUAUCCGUGCAACCCAUGUUGGAGCUGACACAACACUUUCUCAAAUUGUCAAACUUGUGGAAGAGGCACAAACAUCAAAGGCUCCUAUCCAGCAGUUUGCAGACAAACUCAGUGGCUACUUUGUUCCUUUUAUUGUUAUUGUUUCCAUUGCUACUCUCUUGGUUUGGAUUAUAAUUGGAUUUCUGAAUUUUGAAAUUGUGGAAACCUACUUUCCUGGAUAUAACAGAAGUAUCUCCCGAACAGAAACGAUAAUACGCUUUGCUUUCCAAGCCUCUAUCACAGUCCUGUGCAUUGCAUGCCCCUGUUCACUGGGACUAGCCACUCCAACUGCCGUGAUGGUGGGUACAGGAGUAGGAGCUCAAAAUGGCAUACUAAUCAAAGGUGGCGAGCCACUGGAGAUGGCUCAUAAGGUAAAGGUAGUGGUGUUUGAUAAGACUGGAACGAUUACCCAUGGAACCCCAGUAGUGAAUCAAGUAAAGGUUCUAGUGGAAAGUAACAGAAUAUCACGCAGUAAGAUCCUGGCCAUCGUGGGAACUGCUGAAAGUAACAGUGAACAUCCUCUGGGAGCAGCCAUAACCAAAUACUGCAAGCAGGAGCUGGACACUGAGACCUUGGGUACCUGCGUAGAUUUCCAGGUUGUGCCAGGCUGUGGUAUUAGCUGUAAAGUCAUCAAUAUUGAAGGAUUGCUACAUAAGAAUAACUGGAAGAUAGAGGAAAAUAAUAUUAAAAAUGCAUCCCUGAUUCAAAUUGGUGCAAGUAAUGAACAGUCAUCAACUUCAUCUUCCAUGAUUAUUGAUGCCCAGCUCUCAAGUGCUCUUAAUGCCCAGCAGUACAAAGUCCUCAUUGGUAACCGGGAGUGGAUGAUUAGAAAUGGUCUUGUUAUUAAUAAUGAUGUAGAUGAUUACAUGAUUGAGCAUGAAAGAAAAGGUCGGACUGCUGUAUUGGUGGCAGUUGAUGAUGAACUGUGCGGCUUGAUAGCUAUUGCUGAUACAGUGAAGCCGGAAGCAGAAUUGGCUGUCCGUAUUUUGCAGUCUAUGGGCUUAGAAGUAGUUCUGAUGACUGGAGACAACAGUAAAACAGCUCGAUCUAUUGCUUCUCAGGUUGGCAUUACAAAGGUGUUCGCUGAAGUUCUCCCUUCUCAUAAGGUUGCUAAGGUGAAGCAACUUCAGGAGGAGGGGAAACGGGUUGCAAUGGUAGGAGAUGGAAUCAAUGACUCUCCAGCUCUGGCAAUGGCUAAUGUUGGGAUUGCCAUUGGCACAGGUACAGAUGUAGCCAUUGAAGCAGCUGAUGUGGUUUUGAUAAGGAAUGAUCUUCUGGAUGUAGUGGCAAGUAUUGACUUAUCAAGGAAGACAGUCAAGAGGAUUCGGAUAAAUUUUAUUUUCGCUCUGAUUUAUAAUCUAGUUGGAAUUCCCAUAGCUGCUGGAGUUUUUAUGCCCAUUGGUUUGGUUUUGCAGCCCUGGAUGGGAUCUGCUGCAAUGGCUGCUUCAUCUGUUUCAGUAGUACUUUCCUCUCUCUUCCUUAAACUUUACAGAAAACCAACUUAUGAGAAUUACGAACUGCAUGCCCGAAGCCAGAUGGGACAGAAGAGGCCUUCAGAGAUCAGCGUUCAUGUUGGAAUAGAUGACACCUUGAGAAACUCCCCUAAACUGGGUUUGCUGGACCGGAUUGUUAAUUACAGCAGAGCCUCCAUAAAUUCACUGCUGUCUGAUAAACGGUCCCUCAACAGCAUUGGUACCAGUGAACCUGAUAAGCAUUCACUUCUGGUGGGAGACAGUAGGGAAGAUGAUGACACCUCAUUGUAACAGGCCGCACAGAGUACUACUAGCUGAUGUUGUAACGUGCUGAUACAGCAUUAACGAUAUCUCCUUAACUUCUCGAAAUACUGUGGAAGGACUUUCUGUUGGUCUCAUGCCCUUAUGUUAGGGAAUAUCUUUGAAUUGCAUUUGUCUAAUGGCAAAAAUAUCUUUUUUUCAGAGCAUUAGCUCUCAACCUAGCUUUAUUUAAGGUGAAUUGCCAAUACUUUUUGUUUUCACUAGGAACAGAUAAGGUAGGCCAGUGAGGUUUACAACAAGCCCCACAAUUGAAGAUUGCGGAAUUGCUGCUAAAGUGACAGAUGACUUUUUCUUUGACCAAAAAGAAAAGGCUCAAGAAAAAGGAUACUUAAAAGUUUGAAGAUCUGAGACCAUGAUCUUGAGGACAUUCUUGAGCUCUCAGCCCUGCCAGGUUGGGGAACAAGGGCUUUUAAAACACUGUAUAAAGCAUCUGGUUUUAGACGGAAAACAGUAGAAACUGUUUAAAAAUAGACGUGCCUUAUUUAUUAUAGGCUUUCUUCUCCCCUGAUUGUCCCUGCAUCUUUGUCUUUGCAGUUGUUUCUUAGAUGCCUUAGUAUGAUUCUUUAUUGUUGUUGUUCUUUACAGUGAGUUAAGUGUAGGUGAUUUUUGAUUGAUAAAAAUAACUGAUAACUUUUCUAAUAUCAUCUUCCUUUAUUUAUCUUGUAGCCCAAAAGACCGUAAGGGUCCAGAGGGUUCCUUGUUUCCUAUAUUUCCACUGUAAAAAAAAAAAUGGAUUGGAUUCUUCUUUCAUUGACACCCUAGCUCUGUACAAACCUUCAAUUCACUCCUGCUGACUUUCACUGUAAAUUGUUCUUAAUCUAUCAGCCUCAGUCCAGAAACUUAAGAUUUUUUUUAUUAAC
Messenger RNA from Enhydra lutris kenyoni (northern sea otter), 5490 nucleotides. RefSeq names its product ATPase copper transporting alpha. The transcript has 23 exons. Gene Ontology annotation, molecular function: ATP binding; ATPase-coupled monoatomic cation transmembrane transporter activity; copper ion binding. The record is from RefSeq and is a predicted model, not a curated record. Lineage: Eukaryota; Metazoa; Chordata; Mammalia; Carnivora; Mustelidae. Gene Ontology annotation, cellular component: membrane. Bases 101 to 4600 code for a protein of 1499 amino acids. Gene Ontology annotation, biological process: monoatomic cation transport.